Molecule: messenger RNA, 678 nt
Organism: Saccharomyces kudriavzevii IFO 1802
Lineage: Eukaryota; Fungi; Ascomycota; Saccharomycetes; Saccharomycetales; Saccharomycetaceae
Gene: IRC22
Product: Irc22p
Exons: 1
Coding region: 1-678 (225 amino acids)
Cellular component (GO): endoplasmic reticulum membrane
Source: RefSeq, a predicted model, not a curated record
AUGAAGUUUUUUAAGUUAGUUAGUUUCACCGUAUUGAGUGUUUUAAGCUGUCUUUGCGUUGCUAUAUCUGCUAAUAGUAGUGAGAAUGUAGAACAGAACCAAGAUGUUGCUGAUGCCGUAGCGCCGCCUUCAAUCAACAUGGAAGUGAAGUAUGAUGUUACUGGGAAGGAAUCAGAUGGUUUAGAUACUCUCCUUGAAUUUUACGCUCGGGAUACCGCUACUUUGGCCUAUAAUGUCACCAAUUUGGAAGAUUCUAACAUCACAAUUGUAGGUGUCGCCGGAACAAUUGUCACGUAUCCACAUGGAUAUCCUGUUGCAAACGUUACCUAUGCUGAUGCAGGGCCUUAUGAAAUGAAAGUUAACGGAACAUCAAGCUUUGGACAAGACGUUACGCUAGAUUUACCUGAAGGACAAUACUUUUUGAUUCCGUUUUUGUUUGCGUCUAAAUCUGAUGAAAUGAUGAGAGUUGCAGCACCACCAACUCUUUUUGAAAUUAUCAGCCCACCAAUUUCCUUUUUUAACCCACAGUUUUUAUCCGUUCAGAUCAUUUUUUUGGUCAUAGUUGGUGGUUUAAGUUAUUGCUACAUGAAGUCUAAAACAAAUCAAAGACCUAUUAAAAAGAGGGUUGCUGCCAAGAAAGCUGAUGAGUCAUGGUUGCCAGAAACAUACAAGAAAUAA